CUCUCAAACGUUUAAUUCUGUCUCUGAGAAAUCUACUUUUCCGUUUCCGCAAACUCAAUCAACAUUAUCAUUACCUAAAAUCCUAAUAGCAUCUUCACCUAUUGCGUCGUACUUCCCAUAUCCCCUCCAAUCUUCUCUCCCUUUCCUAUUCGUCUUUCAGGACGUCGAUAGGAAAGUUUCUACAACUCUCAGAUUGAACAUCUCUCUCUACUAAUAAACGUUCAAUCUUAUAUCGUCAUCGAGAGCCAGAAAAGUCAUAUCUGGCUCACGAGCAAUGCCCCGAGGAAUUCGGAAUUCUCGACAGGAUCCCGAUAAAUUUCCUACCACCCAACUCUUUCUCCUUGCAAUUGUCCGUCUCGCGGAACCUAUUGCCCUCACCUCUAUCUUCCCUUACGCGUGGGCACUCGUAAAGAAAUUCAAGGUCGGCAACGAAGAUGAUGCUUCUUUCUAUGCGGGCCUUCUCAUCUCAGCCUUUGCGCUGGCAGAAUCUUUGACGGGCAUGUACUGGGGUGGAUUAUCUGAUAGAAUCGGACGAAAGCCAGUAUUGCUAGCAGGAUGUUGCGGAACGAUGUUGAGUAUGAUUAUGGUUGGAUUUGCGUCGAACAUUUGGGUCGCGCUCCUCGGCAGAGCUCUUGGAGGCUUCUUGAAUGGAAAUAUAGGCGUCAUUCAGACUAUGGUUGGUGAAAUGGUCACGAAGAAAGAACAUGAGCCUCGAGCAUACUCAGUCAUGCCAUUUGUUUGGAGCAUAGGUACUAUUAUCGGUCCUGCGAUCGGUGGCACAUUCGCAGAUCCUACAUCGACCUUUCCAAACAUUUUCUCACCGGAUGGUAUUUUCAACACAUUCCCAUAUUUGCUUCCAAAUUUGAUGUGUGCUGGUCUACUAUUCAUCAGUAUUCUAGCGGGAUACUUCCUCCUUCAAGAGACACAUCCGGAUAUGCAACCCCGGGUUUCUCUACCAGAUGAUACAUACCAUUCCGAGGAAACCCCAUUGAUGGCCACUGCCGAUGCCAUUAAAACACCUGCAGUCGACUUGCGCGCCGAAACUUACGGAACUUUCGAGGGCAGCGUUGACAGUGAGUGGCGAAACACGCCCACUAAAUCUAUCCCUCCCCAAAUUUUCAACAAAAAUGUUGUCGCUUUGAUUAUCGCAUUGGGAAUAUUCACAUAUCAUUCCAUGACAUAUGAUCAUUUACUACCCAUUUUCCUCGAAGAUACAAAGGGUCCAAGGGAAAGCAUAUCCAUCAUGACUGGCGAAUUUAUGAUGCCUGGAGGUCUUGGUUUAUCUGUCCAACAAGUUGGUGUAAUCAUGUCAAUAAAUGGCAUUAUUGCAUUGUUUGUUCAAGCGGUCAUAUUUCCUUGGGCUGCGGAAUUUCUCGGCACUUACAAACUCUUCAUUGUAGUCAGCGUGCUACAUCCAAUUGCGUAUCUUAUGGUACCUAUCCUUGUCUAUCUUCCCGCUUCAUAUCUCUAUGCUGGUCUUUACACUACUCUAUUCGUCCGUAAUCUUCUUUCAAUACUAAUAUACCCCGUUCUUCUCAUCCUCAUCAAAGAAGCUACGCCCUCUCCAAAAGUUCUCGGAAAAGUCAAUGGCCUUGCAGCAUCAGCCGGUGCAGCUUGUAGGACUGUAGCUCCACCUGUUGCGGGAUACCUGUAUGCGCUUGGUAGCAAGACAAAUUUCACAGCGCUGGCUUGGCUUGGAAGUGCGCUUGUGGCAGUGGUGGGAGCGGUUCAAUGUUUUAUGGUCAAGAGAACGAGAAGGGAUGAGAGGGUUGAGGAAGAGGGAGAUGAAUGGAUUGGUGUAAGGAGAAGAGAUAGCAAAAACAAGAUGGUUCCUGCAAUUACAGUAAUUGAGGUUGAUUCGACUUCUUCAUCGGAAAAUAAUUCGGAUUCGGAGUCGGUACGGGAUGAGUAGGGGAUAAUGUUAACGGGGAAGAAAAAUGGAAAAGAAAAUGAGUGUACGAAAAGAUCGACGAAAACAUGAUGCAUGGAUGGCGUUGGAUUUGAGGGUUGGGAAAAUUCUAGAAAUCGAAGGCGUAUUGGUGUUUGUAUAUGAUAGCGUUUAGCGGCACUGGGCUGGCGUUUUUGAACUGGUGAGAGGGUCGAUUGGAUUGGAUAGGAUUGGAUAGGAGAUUAAAACUAAAGAUGCUUAAUGAAUAGAAUAUGAAAAUAAAAUUUAAGAUGUUUAUUGAAUUGUUUGAUUUAUAUGAGUCGGUUGUCUUAAGGGGAGG
Messenger RNA from Botrytis sinoallii, 2228 nucleotides. RefSeq lists its product as uncharacterized. The record is from RefSeq and is a predicted model, not a curated record. The transcript has 3 exons. The coding region runs from base 275 to 1912 and encodes 545 amino acids. Gene Ontology annotation, biological process: transmembrane transport. Gene Ontology annotation, molecular function: transmembrane transporter activity. NCBI's taxonomy places the organism in Eukaryota, Fungi, Ascomycota, Leotiomycetes, Helotiales, Sclerotiniaceae.